Molecule: messenger RNA, 1995 nt
Organism: Glarea lozoyensis ATCC 20868
Lineage: Eukaryota; Fungi; Ascomycota; Leotiomycetes; Helotiales; Helotiaceae
Product: Subtilisin-like protein
Exons: 8
Coding region: 1-1995 (664 amino acids)
Biological process (GO): proteolysis
Molecular function (GO): serine-type endopeptidase activity
Source: RefSeq, a predicted model, not a curated record
AUGAUUCUUGAAGAUGUCAGAAGAAGACAAAAUGGACCAUCCAGUAUUCUUGCCUUUUCCUCGAGUUGCACCCCCCCAGAUGGUCGCAUCACACCCGGCAGUGAGUGGUCUGUUCAUCCAGCAGAUUACCCUAACAAUAUAAACCAUCCCCUUUUUCAAGUUCUUAGGGAUCUAUCGGAUGAAGGUGUUACUAUCGUAACAUCGACUGGAAAUCAAGGAACAGAUGAUCCUGCGCAGCCCUUUCAUGGCCCCGAUUCAUAUCGAAUAACUUCAAUGCCAGCAAUUUUCAAUGACCGAUUACCUAUAAUUGCCGUAGGCUCAAUUAAAAAUGACGGCACUCCCUCCCCUAUACAGCCAUAUCUUGCUUAUCCACCAUUUUGGCCAAACGCAGAAAUAGAUGUAUAUGCGCCAGGUUACCCCGCUAUUUGUGACCAGGGACCGCUUCAUCGCUACGGGGCUCCCGUAUACGGCUCUUCAGCUCCUACAGCCAGCGUUGCGGGUCUAGUAGCUUAUUAUUUAGGUACGCGGGGGCAUGUAGACCUAAUACACCAAGAGUGGGUAAGAGACGGACGGAAAACGCCUAGGUCUUGGGCCGAGACUGUCAAAGCAUAUGUUGUUGGAAGGUCUUAUGAAAGACAAUAUCGCCAACCACUUCCGCUGGGUCCGCCACAGGCGUCGAAUGCAGUCUGGAACGGUGAAACUGAACCUGGGUCUUGCCCGGUGCCUGCUGCCGUGGCUUCUACGGACAAACGUCAGGCUGAUGAUUCGCCAAGCGAUAAGAGCUCGAGUUGUGCCAUCUCAUGCAGGAUCUAUCCUAAUCAUUGGAUCGACUCUAUACACAAUUGGAAAUCCCGACAAGGUCUUUUGUGGUACCAAAGUCUCACCGCUGAGCAGAUUGAAUUGUAUAAGAGCGACCCCGCUGUUGCGGGAAUUGACCCAAUAGUUCCUGGGGACCCGGAAAUGACCAUUAAGUCAGAGAAGGUGCCUCAGCCGGAAUCUGGAUUAUCGAGUGCUAGCGAUAGCUUGCUUCAUGAUCCGGUAAAGAGACAGGUCCCCUCCGUACCUAUACCAAUACCAGAUGUUUCUCAUGAAUUCGCAAAUCUCGACCCUGGCGCACAGCCUGAUUUACGACGCGACGAAUCAAACCCAAUGUUCCCAGAACAACAACCUAGGGUUUAUAUCCAUGAUAGUGGAUUCGAUAAGAGUGGCCCUACCUACAAAUCACUAGCUCCUGGUCAAUUAGAGUGGAUGCAUAUACCAGGCAAUGCGUUGCCCCCGGUCUUAGGUACAUUCGAGACAGUACCCCGUGAGGACGAUCCAUCUCCAAUUCUUCACGGUAGUUGUAUGUUAGCGAAGGCUGUAGGCGGAAAGUUCGCUGUCUCUAAAAGGGCUAAAGUGACAGUUAUACGUCGUCCAAAAAGAAUAUUAAGUCAGCAGGAAAAGGACAAUGGUGCACAUGCUGACGAAUUUCCAACGGAAACGGUCCUUUUAGGGUUACAAUUAAUCCUUGAAGAUGUUAGGAAACGAAAAAGUGGGAUGUCUAGUGUUGUCUCUUAUUCUUUCAGUCUCACGCCAGGUGGUCUAAUUAGCCCAACUAGUGCUUUCGCUAGACCUUCAUGGCAGGUGCCAAAUCAUAAACACGCUGCCUUGUUUUCGGCUAUAAAUGAUUUGGUCGAUGAAGGUGUCACCAUUGUAGUGGCAUCUGGAAACCAGGGCAGCUUGGAUGUGAACGAGCCUUGGCAUGGUCCAAUCACAUAUCAGCUUAUAGAUGUGCCGUCGAACUGGAACGAUAAAUUACCUCUGAUCAGUGUAGGCUCAAUUCAAGCAGAUGGUAAACGCUCACCAUUGCAGCCGUAUCUACCUUAUCCUCCGUACUGGCCCAAUGCACACUUAGAUAUUUAUGCGCCUGGUCAUCCUGUUUACUGCGAUAAUGGGCCAGUUUAUAGUAAUGGGUUCCACGAUACGGCUCAUCAGGUGCCACAUCUUCUAUCGUAG